Aspergillus mulundensis is the source of this 636-nucleotide messenger RNA. RefSeq lists its product as uncharacterized. The transcript has 3 exons. Lineage: Eukaryota; Fungi; Ascomycota; Eurotiomycetes; Eurotiales; Aspergillaceae. The record is from RefSeq and is a predicted model, not a curated record. The coding region runs from base 1 to 636 and encodes 211 amino acids.
AUGAGGUUUAUUACUGUCACUUCCGUUGCUUGCCUUGUGGCUUCUGCUGCCGCAUUCGAGUACCCUGACUUUGUCCCCCUGAACAAGCGUCAGGAACCUGGCACCCCUCAGUAUGAGUGCCAUGCGAACUGCGGCGGCAUAAUCACCGCAUCACGCUCGGACGGCUACUGCGACUCCAGCGACUUUAAGAGUAUGUUCAAUGACUGUAUGAACUGCGCUCUCGAGUACGACAUCUGGAAGUACUACGGCAACUCAGUCUCGUCGGCGGCUGAGAACUGCGGGCUUGACGCGACCCCAGUACAGCCAUCCUCGUCGAGCGCGUCUACCGCCACGAGCACUUCCACUGCCACGGAGACCGAGACCGAGGCCGAGUCAACCAGUACUGUCACGGAAUCCGACACUGAGACGGAGACUAUCUCAUCGACCGAGACAUCGACCGACUCGACAACUGUGAGCUCCACUCCUGUUAUACCGACGGUGACAACCACUACGACCCCUACGUCCUCGGAGGGCGCGGCCUCAGGCACACCGACCCCAUCAAACCCCGAGUUCACUGGUGGCGCUAGCUCCAACGCUCCGGCUGGGUUGUUCAUGGGCGGGCUCGUUGGAUCUUUCGUGGCUGCUCUGAUGGUUUAG